This is a messenger RNA of Trichoderma gamsii, 822 nucleotides long. RefSeq lists its product as hypothetical. Lineage: Eukaryota; Fungi; Ascomycota; Sordariomycetes; Hypocreales; Hypocreaceae. The coding region runs from base 1 to 822 and encodes 273 amino acids. The transcript has 2 exons. The record is from RefSeq and is a predicted model, not a curated record.
AUGCGAUUCACUCUGUCUGUUCCCGCCUUCCUGGCUCUGGCCUCCACCGCCUUUGCCCAGACUCCCGACUUUGACCCCGUCAACAGCCCCAGCAACAACCAGGUCAUCACCGCUGGCCAGCCCUUCACCAUCCAGUGGGAGGCUCCCGCCAAGUACGCCGCCGGCACCAUCUCCAUCGAGCUGAUCGGCGGCGCCACCCAGGGCACCCAGGUUCCUCUCAGCACCAUCGCCACCGGCAUUGCCAACAGCGCUGGCUCCUUCGUCUGGAACGUCCCCGCCGACCUGGGCGCUGAUGCCUUCUACGGCUUCAUCGUCAAGUACGAGAGCAACCCCAGCGUCUUCCAGUACUCCAACCCCUUCCACGUCAAGGCUGGCUCUGCUCCUCCUGCCAAGGACACCACCACCGUCACCACCUCCACCGGUGUCAAGACCGUCUCUCUGGCCACCCAGUCCACCUCGGCUCCCUACUCUCCUCCCGUUGUGACCUCGGCUCCUUACUCUCCUCCCGCCGUCACCGACGUUACCGUCGUUCUCAACGCCACCACCACGGUUCCUUGCAACGGUACCGUUGCUCCUCCUACUCUGACCGCUCCCACCACUCUCCAGAGCGCCACCCGCCUGCCUGUUCCUCCUAGCUCCCCUGUCUGGGUUCCUCCCGGCCAGGCUGUUACCACCACCUGGGCUAUCGCUCCCUCUGGCACUGCUGCUCCCUCCAACCCUCCUGGCGUUCCUCUGCCUCCCCCCACCAACGCUGGUGCCCGUGUUGGCGGCAGCUCCUUCGCCCUGGUUGCUUCUCUGGUCGUGGCCUACUUCGCUCUGUAA